AUGACGAUUCGUUUCAGCGGUUCACUGUGCGACACCAUAGUGACGACGGUCGAUGGCCAGAAGUUCGACACCAGGGACCUCGACAAUGACCGAGGGAUGGCGAUGGUGGCCGACUGGUCUUUGCCAAUCUUCGAAAUCGCCGAAAAACACAAUAAGACGGUGCUCAGCCGGCUCACCUACACGGUUUUCAAGCAAGCGGAUUUGUUUCGAAUAUUCAAAUUAUCACCGAUUAAAUUUUUCAAUUUUUUCCACGCUUUAGAACGAGGGUACUGGGAUAUUCCUUAUCAUAACCGAGUUCACGCCGCAGACGUGCUGCACGGCUGCUACUACCUCACCUGCCAUCCGGUGCGUCCACUUAUUGGACCGACCACCUCUCCUGACUCUCUGCUGCCCCCACCGCUUACAUUGGCCGCUCCAAUCUCAGCUAGUAUGAGCACAUUAGAGUUGAUGGCCUUAUAUACGGCGGCCGCGAUGCAUGACUACGAUCAUCCGGGUCGGACGAACGCAUUUUUGGUCGCUGCUGAAGACAAGAAGGCGAUUCUCUACAAUGACCGAUCAGUACUAGAGAAUCACCACGCGGCUGAGAGCUGGCGGUUGUUGCAACUGACUGAAAACAACUUCAUCGAGACGCUCGACCCUGCUGAGACCAAGCGGUUCAGAUAUCUCGUAUUGGAAUAUAUCCUGGCCACAGAUCUCAAGCAGCAUUUCGAAAUAAUUAUGACAUUCAACGAGAAGAGCAGCGAAAUGGAAUUGCAAAAUGAGUCAGAUCGUCUUCUUAUGGCGAAGAUGGUGAUCAAAAUGGCUGACAUCAAUAGUCCCACAAAACCGUAUGCCCUUCAUCGGCAAUGGACUGAUCGAAUUUGCGAGGAGUUUUACGAGCAGGGAGACGAGGAACGAAGGCGUGGUAUGCCGAUCACUCCCUACAUGGACCGGGACGACGCCCAAGUAGCCAAGCUUCAGGACUCCUUUAUAGCUCAUGUCGUCAGCCCUCUUGCUUUGGCUAUGAAUGAGGCCGGGCUUCUGCCUAUCUUGCCGGGUUUGGUCGAGCCUGAGAUGAUCAUCAAUCUAAAGCAUAAUCAUCAGAAAUGGCUCCAGGAGAUCGACACCACGACAGCAGAGCAAGGGACCGGAAUGGGAAAUGGAGUUAUUGAGGAGGAAAGUUCCACGAGCGACAGUCCUGACAACCGAAAGUGUAGCCCAUCAUUAGAUUCGGAAGUCGAGGAACAGUUCGACAUGUGCACGAUUCAUGAACAUGACGAAGAAGAGUACUUGUAG
Ostertagia ostertagi is the source of this 1275-nucleotide messenger RNA. The record is from the annotation of a GenBank genome assembly. Lineage: Eukaryota; Metazoa; Nematoda; Chromadorea; Rhabditida; Trichostrongylidae.